Westerdykella ornata is the source of this 1008-nucleotide messenger RNA. RefSeq lists its product as uncharacterized. The transcript is spliced from 2 exons. The record is from RefSeq and is a predicted model, not a curated record. Bases 276 to 776 code for a protein of 166 amino acids. NCBI's taxonomy places the organism in Eukaryota, Fungi, Ascomycota, Dothideomycetes, Pleosporales, Sporormiaceae.
CGGGAGAUACAAGUGAGUUGAGUGGUCCAUGUCUUUCAGGAACCGUCGAAACAGUCGUAUAACAUUCGUGCUGCUUGUAGGCUGAGUUGAGACAUUUUACACAGCCCCAUCAAAGCUCAGCUGCAUAGAAUGAAUCCUGAAACCAGGAGCUCAGCGACCUUCAUCUGCUGCAACAUUCCGCAGUUGAGAACUCAAUAACUCAGUGCUCAUUUAUUGUCUUUACUGACAGCUACCUGGAAACCUUACGCCUCUUCGCAUCCUUCGAAGAUAGCAUCAUGAGCCGUUUUAGGGACACCGACGACGACGAAGAGCGUCUCCCUGAGCACUUCAAACGCAUCGGAUACGAUGCCGACACGCAGAUCUACACCUUCGAAGACACCUCUACUGGCCGUAUCUAUGAGUCGGCGCCCGGCAACCGCUAUGGCAUUCUCACACCGGCUGGUGAACCUCGCGAUCCUGCCGAGAUCGAAGCCCACAAUGCGCAGAUUCGGAAAGGAAACAGAGAGGCAGUCCGGACGAUGCUACCGUUUGCUCUUCUCGCUGUAGUCUUCCUACUGCUCUUAUUCAGGUUCAUAUACGGUGGAAGUUCGGGCAGCGAAGCUGAGGUUGAAUGCGGUCUUGGGGGAAAAGCUAUACACGUCCAAGCAGGAGACACUUGCUGGGAAAUCGCGAAAGCGUAUGGUCUCGAGGUGGCUGGCCUGCUGGCCCUUCAAGGUAAUGGGGGAGUGGACUGUGACAAGCUGCAGGUUGGACAGAGCAUUUGCGUCCCAGCUUAAGUUCAUUUACUGGAUAUUCAAGUCCUUCAUAAGUCUUCCAGGGAAAGGCUCGUUGGCCCGAAUGAGUUCUGGGUAUCUAUUGAAGCAAUGCUUACAAAGUUUACGGUUGAGACCAGGACAUGUAUCCCGGUAUUCCCACAGAACGAGUGUCAACCCUGGGGGCAAACGCGUAAAGCUAUGAAUUCCCACCCUUACAGAGCUAAGUUAGAACAUAAUUCUGAACUCAAAUGUC